Messenger RNA from Phragmites australis (common reed), 1073 nucleotides. RefSeq names its product ethylene-responsive transcription factor ERF039-like. The record is from RefSeq and is a predicted model, not a curated record. The transcript has a single exon. Gene Ontology annotation, biological process: regulation of DNA-templated transcription. The coding region runs from base 201 to 860 and encodes 219 amino acids. NCBI's taxonomy places the organism in Eukaryota, Viridiplantae, Streptophyta, Magnoliopsida, Poales, Poaceae. Gene Ontology annotation, molecular function: DNA binding; DNA-binding transcription factor activity.
AGUCGGCACCAACUCGCAAUUCCUUCCCCGCAGCAUUGUUUUCCUCUUUCCACGUCGCGCCCUGCUCCUCAUCUCCGCAUCAUAAAAGCCCCCUCACUCCCGCACCCUCAGCUCCCACCACACCACACCACUCACCUCCGCGCACAGUCACACUCCUCCCAACCAACUCCACCAACGCAGCAGCAGAGGCAGCAGGAGCCAUGGCCACGGACGACUCGUCCUCGGGCUCCGAGCCCACCACCUCCUCCUCCGCGGAGGCGCCGGCGUCCCCCACCGCGUCGUCCUCCGACGCCACAGCCGCCAGCAAGAAGCGCCGGCGCAACAAGGACGGGCACCACCCGACGUACCGCGGCGUUCGCAUGCGGGCCUGGGGCAAGUGGGUGUCGGAGAUCCGGGAGCCCCGCAAGAAGUCGCGCAUCUGGCUCGGCACCUUCGCCACCGCCGAGAUGGCUGCGCGAGCCCACGACGUCGCCGCACUCGCCAUCAAGGGCCGCGCCGCGCACCUCAACUUCCCGGAGCUCGCGAACGAGCUCCCCCGCCCGGCCACCGCCGCGCCCAAGGACGUCCAGGCCGCCGCCGCGCUCGCCGCAGCCGCUGACUUCCCGGCGCCCGCCAAUGCCGGCGACAAGGACCCCGACGACGGCCCCGUAGCCAGCGCCGCCUCCCCCACGCCACCGCCGCCGGUCAACGCCGACGACGCCCUGUUCGACCUCCCUGACCUCCUCCUCGACCUCAGACACGGGCCCUCGUCAUGCCAGCUCUCGUGCGCCGCGGCGUGGGACGACGACGUGGGCUUCGCCGGCACCGGUGCCGGAGCCGGCAUGUUCCGCCUCGAGGAGCCGCUGCUGUGGGAGUAUUAAAGCCGAGGUUAAACCGAGCGGCCGGCUUCGAGCUGCUUCGUGUACGUAUGGCUUUGUAAUUCUCGUAUUCUCGUGCUGGACUGGACCAGAAAUCGUGUAACCAUGCAGUGGUGGACCAAAAAUGGAACCUAUUUUAGUGCCAUUUCUCGCUGCGUCUGCGCUCCCAGAUUUAGAAAGCAAGACCAUGUAAGAAUAUUAACCCCGUUCCUUUCA